This is a messenger RNA of Prorocentrum cordatum, 2151 nucleotides long. The record is from the annotation of a GenBank genome assembly. Lineage: Eukaryota; Dinophyceae; Prorocentrales; Prorocentraceae.
AUGGAUGAGGAUGGCACGGGUGCCAAGAUGUCGGCACCCGCUGCCGCUGCUUAUGCAAUGCAGUGCGGCGGGCCAGCGGUCGUUCGGCACGUUGGGGACCUGCGCGAUUGGGAGGCGGCGUCCCGAACAGCAGUUGUGUUCCGUGCUGCUGGUGUCAGCAACGAAGAGAUUGAGCACGUUGCGGUGGGCGCUCGAGCAUUUGGUGAGGGUCCUGUGCGCCACCUGAUUUUCGGCCGAGAGGAAGAAUGCCAGGCCUUCCUAGAGAAGGUGCCGGUGCUUAUCGUGCGAAAUCAAUGCCCUGCAGACCGGCAGUUGCGCGCAGAGGUCGCGUUGGGAUCCAAAGACCUCUACGAACCGUACCUUGACACACGUCUGCGGCGCCUCUUCAAGCACUUGAAGUUCGAGUGGAAGCCGCACUUGUUAGUGGCCACUGUACAGGCCGUCGACGGGGUACAGGUCGACGAGCGCUUGCAGUUUGAUGCCUGGUUACGGCGAACGAAGCAUUUUCACCCCAGCAUUGUCAAGGCUUAUGGCAGUUGGAGAGAUUUAGCUGCGCUGCGAUCACGAGCAGAGGCUUCUGGGGAGACUCGGAUUCAUGUUGAGCCUGGCCGCUUCCUCGUGUAUGGCUCUAAGUGGGAGCGUGAUCGCGUAGCAGGUGAACUCAAGGCAGCUGUCGAGCAUCUGGCAUGCAGAGCUGAAAGAGUGGUGCCGUUCGGAGAGGGACUGGCUGCCCUGGAGGGGCCAGGCGGCUCGACCCUGGAAAGGCUGCGCGCUGACUUCCCGACUGUAGACUUCAGGCUCGAUCUCAACAGGCGUCGUGUGCACUCUGUUGGGCCCGAGCCUGCCUUGUCGGAGGCGGUCGACUCUGUACACAGAGCGCUUGCGCAAGUGGACCUCGACCCCGGCGCCCCGUGCGCGUACUGCUGCAAGCCCGCGCACGGAGCGACUCAGUUGCAGUUUUGCGGCUGCCGGUGUUGCCGACCGUGUUUUGAGAAGCACUACCUGGACGCUUGCCGUCGCUGCGGCGGACCCGUGCUCGUCUCGGAUGUGGUCGAGCGUCUCGGCGACAGGUGCGACGAUGCCAUACGCCACCUGUACACCCAGUACUUAGGAGCGAAUUGUGCACCUGGCGAGCAGAUCUCUCUCUGCACAGGCUGCUUGACCCCAUUCCUCGCAGCGGGCUCAGCGUCACAUGGAGGCAGGUCCUGUCCCGGAUGUCAACUUGCCGCCGAGCGCGCAGGAUACGUAGAUUUGCGUGUUGACGCCGAUGCAUCAGGUCCUCGGGAGCUGGAAGAGUUGGAGAAGAUCUGCCACGUCAGCGACCGCGGGAGUGGUUGGAAGCGCUUGAGCGGUCACGCUAACGACCUUGCAGCAGCCAUCCAGCGUUGCUCGCAAUGGGCCAGACGGGUGAAAGAGGAGCUGCCAAUUCCAAAGCACACAGACGAGUUUGUAGCUGACGAGGUCAGGCGGCGAAGGUUGGGUCAAAAGUACCGAGUACACCUGCGGGCGACACCUCGCCGUGUUCAAUUGGACGGUUGUGCUGUGCGAGUGGAUGAGGCGAAGCAGGCGUUGCAGGAAUUGUUCCUUGGGUUGCAAUGCCUUCCGGUGCCGAUAAAAAGCGAUCAGCAGGAUCUGAUCAAGUUGUUCGAAACGAGCGAUGUGCACAUCAAAGUUACCAGCGGCAUCGUGAAUGUUGUCGGGUUCCCACCGCGAGUGCAAGAAGUCGCUGAACAAGUCGAGGAUGUUCUAAAAGGGCACACAGCCCUCAUCGAUUUGCCACGUUUCGAAAGCUGCCCCGAGCUGCCCUGGAAGUGCAUCGAACCUUCGUUUACCAUAUUCGACCAGCGGGUACGCUUCAUGAGCGAGAGCGGUCGCCGAGCACUUCGACUGUGGGGUCCUGUCGACGCCGUGGAGAAAGCUCGAGACGAUGUCUCAAGUCUACUGGGUAGAUUGGAGUUCAGAACGAUUGAAGUUGCGAAAGAGAAAGUUUGCCACGUGAUAGGGAAGAAGGGCGCUAGCAUCAAGCGUCUUCAAGACAUGGGAGCCACGGUUCUGUUCAAGCAGUUUGAUUGUUGCAUUCAUGUCGGUGGUGCGGCUGAUCACCUUCAGGCAGUGACUGCAGCCAUCAAUCGCCUAUUGAACCGCGUCUGA